Galendromus occidentalis (western predatory mite) is the source of this 3864-nucleotide messenger RNA. Its product is annotated as exportin-4. Gene Ontology annotation, biological process: protein export from nucleus. Gene Ontology annotation, cellular component: cytoplasm; nuclear pore. Lineage: Eukaryota; Metazoa; Arthropoda; Arachnida; Mesostigmata; Phytoseiidae. The record is from RefSeq and is a predicted model, not a curated record. Bases 100 to 3459 code for a protein of 1119 amino acids. The transcript has 14 exons. Gene Ontology annotation, molecular function: small GTPase binding; nuclear export signal receptor activity.
UGGUUGGUGGUGGUCGCCGCUCUCGGUUCAUAGCUCGUAGUCCCAUUUCAUUUCGAAGUGUCUGACGGAGGGAAAGCUGAUACCAUCCUUGCACCCAUCAUGAAUGGGAGCCACCAAGCCAUGCAGGAGCUGGAAAAUGCUGCUAGGACAUUUCUGGCUCCGGCUAACCUCGUGAGUUCCGAGCAGCGUCAUGCAGCCGAGCAUGUUUUUCUCCAGCUUCAGAAAACAAAACAGCCGUUCGACCUAUGCAAGGUACUGUUGGAAGAGAGUCAAGUACAAUACGUUCAGUUCCAAGCUGCCUCCUUGUUGAAAAGCGCUGUCAUCCGAGAAUGGAAGGAUCUAUCGCAGGAGCAGAUCAUCGGGUUGCGGAAUUAUCUCCUACGAUACUUAACGUCCCGUGAGAAUAUGGAAAACUUCGUGCGUGAGCAGAUGGUUCUCGUUUUGGCAAUCACCAUCAAACGACAGUUCGUCGACGGAGACAAGGACGUGGUCACAAAUAUAUUGAACGACCUCAGUCAACUCAUAAUGAGCGACGAGAAGCGACUUCAGGUGCUUGGCUGUUCUGUGAUGACCGCUCUUCUAAUCGAGUUCGCGUCGUCGACGCGAGCGUCGGAUGUCGGCUUGGUUUGGGAGGCUCAUCUGAAGGCUAAGAAACUAUUCGAGACUACCCAUCUACCGCGUAUUUUUGAAUUCUGUCUCCACGUUCUCAACGAGGCCAGCACCAUACAGCAGCCUGUCUCCGUCGACGCUAUGUACCUUAUUGGAAAGUUCUUGUCGUUGGCCGAGCAGAUUCUGUCGUGGAAUUUCCAGUUCACGAUGAUGCUGCCGAGGAAGCUGGUGAAUCUUUUCGAAACUCAGAUCUGUCCAGUUUUGCGACCGGGGUUCGCUUGGCGGGGAACUCUGCUGAAGAAGGAAGUUCCUCAACUAUUUUUCAAACUCUACGAUAUGUUCCAAGAGCACGAAGCUCUCGGACACAGCGCCAUCCUAUGCAUCAACCAGCUUUGUACUUUAAACGGAAGUGUUUUCCACAAUCGCGUAGACCAUAAGGAAUAUAUCGGAUGGAUUUUCGAAGGCGUCUUGGAGUUGAUAUCGAGAACGCCGGUACGCGCCCAUGUCGUGGGUGUGACAGAAGCCGUCGCGAAGCUCUUGAUGUUUCAGCCAACUACGACUGUCGCACAGCACAUAGAUGAGCUCAACUCUCUUCUACAAAGGAUCACAGCUCUCACGUGUCAUCUGAUUGAAAUGGCAAGUCAAGAGGAGGCCUCACUCGCCGACGACACAGCAUACAGCGAUAGCCUCGAUCAAAUUCUCUCAACAUGGUCAGCCAUUUGUUCGGAUAUCGCAUACGGACCGGUUCAAGUCGAGGAGUACAUCACGCAAAUUUUCACCGUUUAUCUAAGAGCGCAUCUGGCACCCCCCGACGGGGUUAAGCCGGAGCAGCAAACAGAUGAUCGGGAGAUCCAAGAGGACACCGAGGAGGAUGACCGCGUCAAAUAUAAAAACCAACUGAAUGUGAUCGGACUUAUGGGUCGACGAGCGUUGAGCUUAACCGUUCCGAUGGUGACUCAGCUUCUCGAAGCCCGCACAGUAGCUCUCCAAGGACUUUUGGAACAGAACUUGGUUGGGACUUAUCAAUUCAACCAAGUGUCCGAGGACUUACACUGGCUAAUUAUGAUUGCCGGCCACCUCCUCUCUACGGGUCUGAUCAAGGGCGAAACGAACCUCAUACCAUCCUCUAUCACAACAUAUUGCCGAUCCCAAGAGGAGAAAGUCAAUGUUGACAACACCCUGUUAGCGCUGUCUCAACCGUCCCAGCUGGUGACCGACGCCUCCGUCGAUCCGGUUGUUCGUCUGGUCCUUGCAAUUUUGCGAUUGUGCCUGAUGGAAAGUCGGGCGCUCGAGGCGCGCCUUCAAUGUAGUCCCGAGGUUGGCCGCAGCCUAGUUUGGUUCCUGAAACUCUGGACUCCCGUGUACCUCCUACCCGACGAGAAUCAGUACACGGAGCUCAGCAAGGUCCUCAUCGCGUGCUUCGGCCGGGACUCGGAAGCCGGCCAUUGGGUGUUGGAGUUCGUCCUCAACAAACUGAAAACAAAUCUAGUUAGCUGGUCGAGCGAAGCCGCACUUCUGUCGGAUACGUGCCAGUGCCUUAUGAUAUUGCUCAAUUCGAUGGAACGGGGCUCUCGGGCCAUUAAAUGCCCUUCGAUUUUCGAACUCGUCCGACUCGAAUGCUGUGGCACAUUCCAAAAUUUGUCGACCGCGGCCAAACGAGACCUGGUCAAGGGUCUAGUGUUAGCCGGCUCGAUGCUGAAGGAAGACAAAGCUCAAUAUUUCGAGCAGCUCCUGCAGCCAUUACAGGAAGCGUUCACUCAGUUAAAAACGAACGCAGCUUUCCGUCGAGACUACGCCCAGGAAUCCGUGCGAAGGAACGUCUUGGACCUCAUCGAACGCUUGACGGGAGUAGUCGACGGUGUUACCGCGUCGAACUCGGAACUGUUGAUUCGUUUCGUAUUGCCCCUGCUGCCGGAAGUCGGGGCGCUCCUCGAGCUGUACCACAAUUAUUCGGACAUGGUCUCGGCGUGUAUUCAGGUUUUCCUGUCGGUGGCCUGCAACAUGGUCAGCUACCUGCGGAAAAACGAUUGUUCCAUUGUAUAUAGCUGCAUUCUCGAUAUAAUGAAGAGCUACGCGACGCACCAAACCGGAAAGCUCACAAUCGAUCCGUCGGCCGAGGAGGCGCAGUACAAAGACCUGCUCGACCUGUUGACGCUCCUCGGCGAUGUGCUUCUCAAAGAAGUGAUGGGAUUCCUUCCCGACGUCGCACGGGAAGCCGAAGAUAAUCUACCGAAUCAGGUUUCGGUUUGUGAUCUCGCCUUCCAAGGCCUGAAUUUUCUACUGCCCAUCAUGACAACUGAGCUGCUGAGAUUCCCCUCUUUGUGUUCAAAGUACUUCAACUUCGUCAAUGUCGUCGGCGAGAUGUAUAGAGCCAAGAUGUGUGAGCUCCCGGCCUCGCUGCUCGUCAGCAUAUUCGGCACAAUCCGCCUUGGAGUGACGGACUUCACUCCCGACGUGGCGAACGCCAGCCUUGAUUUCGUUGCCGGUUUCGCGACCAACAUCUGUCAGUCCCGCGGACAGGUACCGGCAAUUGUGCAUCAACUGGUCCAGCCCUUCCUCAAACUCAUCCUCGAAAUGUCUUUAUUCCAACCCCUCGAUCCUGAGAUCACAACGAUGGCUGGUAGUGCGCUGUUCCCUCUGAUGUGUUGUUAUCCAAAUCUUUACAAGGAGCUAGUCGAGUCGAUGGUGAGCGCUCAGAGCGACGAUAAUCUGAAGCAGCGGUUGGCGGAGGCCUUCUCCCAGCUGACGGAGACAGUGCAAAUGAUACCUGACCGGGGCAAUCGACUGAAAUUCCGAAAUGCUUUCGACGCCUUCAUAUCACGAGUUAGAGGUUUCUUGUGCGUCAAGUGAGAGAUUCAUCGAGCCAUGAUCAACACAGCCAGGCUGGAAGCGGUGCAACAGCCUGGAAGGCGCCGCUGAGAAUUCCACUCAUUUCACUGAACGAAUGUAUCUUUCCGCGAUCUGCGCCGAUCGUAGGCCCUUGAGCCUAACUGGGCUCGAAUCUCCGUCGGGGGUUCGAAUCGAGUUUUGGGGUUAAAUUUAGGUACGGGAAGCGAACAGCUCCUGACGGAUGUCAAAUCGGCCCCAUCUGAGCCCCUGGAGUGAAUCACUAUUCGAGACUUUCCAUGGAAUUCCCUCCAUUCUCGACGAAGAACCUAAGAAGUGAUCGCAACGACAGGGGACCCGAGAUGUCUCUCAGAAUUAUGUGGGGGUCCUGUCAGUGUAAAUAAAGAUUAAGGAGAGUUUUCUACCCCG